AUAUGGAGGAAAGGGGUGGAAAAGGGGAAAUAUAAUAUUAGUCACAAAGAAAAAAGGCUUCAAUGUCCAAUACUCUUAGUCCACCGCCAGUCAAGUGUAGCAUCACAUUUGGAUUGGCCAAUACCCCUUAGUGACAGAGUGGAGCAGCUUUAGACCUAGGGCCCUCUUUUUCAAGUCCAACAGUUGAGAUGGAUUCAAUGAUGGGACAUAGACUGGCAUGAAGACAAGAUGCUGAACAUCCAGGCGUUAUCAUCACCAAGGUUAUGAAGCCUUGAAUCGCAUAUGACCCAGGCAGACCAAAUGACCCAGGCGAGAGGGAGAGAGGCCGUAAACAGAGGCAGAAGAGGUAAGGUCAAUGAGGGAGACAGGAAAAGACGAAGACAUGAGAACAAGGAAACGGAGCUGAAGGCGCAGUCAGGAGCCUCAUUGCAGCAGAGGACACUUGUUACACCAGUUUUGCCGCUCUGGGAAUGGGACCAGAAACCAUAAGCAAGAAAAACUUUGCCUACUUUCGGGUCUUCCCACUCCGAAGACAUCUCUUCAUCCAAAGGGAAUAAACUUUUCCUCCAAGCAAAAAAGGAACAGGUUUAUGAAAAUCACAAAUGGGAUAACUUCUAGGUGCGUCUCUGGGGCCCUGGUGUAUGGAGCUAAAAGGUGUCGGCGCAGGCAGAGAGGUUUACUGGUUUCCAUCAGUUACAAAUGGCAAAGUGGUUCAAGGAGUUCCCCAUCAAUCUAAAGAAUGGUACCGACAGGAUCCGCUCAGCGUCAGAAUCAGGCUCUCAACCAAGAGCCAGUAAAGCCGGGCUUGUGGCCAGCAUAGGUACCAAAACCACCAGCUCCAAAACGGGUCAUCGUAAAAACUCCUCUGCAGACAGCACAGGUGGAGGAGGUGGAGGGGGAGUUGGGUCUCUACUGUCUGGAAGAAACCGCAAGAACUCAGCCACAGAGUUAAGUAGAAACGGUGUAAGCUCCCCGAAAGAUGGAAAAGUUUGGGACAACCUCCUGUCUGGGAAAAGUCGCAAGAACUCCAAAGCUGAGCCCGUGUUUGAGGAGCAGCACAGAUCCCUGAAGAGCUCUGCAUCUGCCAAUGCCUACAUCAACCGGCUGAUCAGAGUGGACAAACAGGACAAAAGCCCCAACUUCAACAACGGUACCAUCACCAACCAAGUAUUACCCGAAGCAGAAAAGGCCCAGUGCAAGACAGAAACUGUGAUAAUUCUUGAGGACUAUGCAGAUCCCUUUGAUGCUCAGAAGACCAGAGAGCAAAGGGAGGCAGAGAGGGUUGGGGAGAACGAUGGUUACAUGGAGCCUUAUGAUGCCCAGCAGAUGAUUACUGAGAUCAGACAUCGAGGAUCUAAGGACCUGCUGAAGGUGUGUGUGGUGAUGGAGGGGAGUGAUGGAUUAGUGAAGGAAGGUCAGCCCACACCUCCACAGAUCUAUGACAUCCCAUAUGAGGGGAAUGGUGACAGUGACAAGACAGCAAACACACGGCCAGAGCUGGACACCCGUCCCUCCACUGAGUACGAGCUGCCCUGGGAGUGGAAGAAGGAGCUCGUUGUCAAAACUCUGUCAGCACAGUUUGACAGCCCAGCCAAAGAUGAAACGCCUCACCCCACGCUCACCAGGCACGCACCAGCCCAACCACAGUCGCAACAUCAGCAUCUGAGGCAGAAAAGCUGGACUCAGAAGAUCCUGCGAUCCUCCCCACCCACUCUGUUGCCUUCAUCCACACAAGGCAGCAACCCUGACACUGAGGUGUGCAGUGUGGACCCCUCCCUGCCCCUGGAAAAACAGAGCUGGUACCAUGGGUGUAUGACGCGCCAGGAGGCAGAGUUUCAGCUGCAGUCCUGCAAAGAGGCCAGCUUCCUGGUCAGGAACAGUGAAUCGGACAACAGCAAGUACUCCAUUGCCCUCAAGACGAGCCAUGGCUGUGUUCACAUCAUUGUUGCCCAAACCAAAGAAAAUGGCUACACCCUGGACCAGAGCAGCUGCGUGUUUCCCAGCAUCCCAGAGGUGGUGCACCAUUACUGCACUCAGCGUUUGCCUUUCAAUGGUGCAGAGCACAUGACCCUGCUGCACCCAGUGGCGCGCAUCCACUGACUCCACCCCAGCCCAGCUUAGAUAUAUUAAACAAACACACCUCUAGGCCUAAAUGGACAAAAUGUUCCUAGAAAUUGGUCAUGACCUCACCUCUAAUCAGUGAAGCUCACUGUGUACUUUGACUAGCAGGCCUCUCUUUCUUACUUAUUUGCAUGACCCUGUGUUUAUUAUUUUUGUCAUCAGAAAUUGUUUGUGUCUAGAGGCUCUCAAUGGCCUCUUCUGUCUUUAAUUGACUUUGAAGUGCAGCUGAUGCAAAACAUCGAGGCUGCUGUUUUGCAUGUGAACAAGGAGUAAGCAUAGUGGAGAUGACGAGACACUUUUAAUGAUCAAAUGUGACUUGCAUUGGGAUUCGAAUGUGAGUCAGACAUAGAUGUGUUAUUUUAGUUAUCCACUGUUGCUUCAUUACAAGUGGCAUUUGCUAUUUUUGUUAUUGUUACUAAGCAAAAUGUCUUAAAAGCAGAAAGUCCCUUAGACAGUGAUUUGUGGCUCUCUUUCCCCCUCUAGUGGAUAUACCCAUGCACUGCACCAACUCAUCAACAAAGAACUUCCUUCAUUCCUCAGAGUUUAUAUUUGGUAAAAACCAUGCACAGUUUCUCAUUCCACUUAUCAAGGAAUCAACAAAGACCAGCUAUUUUAUGUUUAUGCUUGGAGCAGAUUUGUAAUUUAUGAUUUCAUACUUGCCAGUUUUCAGUAACUGCUGUCCCUUGAGGAUUUCCUGUUCUACUGUGAAUGAGGGAUUUGUUUCCACUGUAUUAUGUUGCACUGUGAAGAGUGAGUGAUUCACCCUGAUACAAUGUGCUUGAAGGGAAAAUGACUUUACAAUAGUUUGAGUUUUUUAUGACAAGAACUGAGAUUAAAUUUCAUCUUCAACACGCCCAUAAAACAGUCUUGCAAGUUAUUGUGAUUUAUGAUAAGGAAACACUGUAAAAUUAAUGUCUUAAGUAAGUUUUCUUUAGGUCUACA
Monopterus albus (swamp eel) is the source of this 3063-nucleotide messenger RNA. Its product is annotated as SH2 domain-containing adapter protein E. Lineage: Eukaryota; Metazoa; Chordata; Actinopteri; Synbranchiformes; Synbranchidae. The record is from RefSeq and is a predicted model, not a curated record. Gene Ontology annotation, molecular function: phosphotyrosine residue binding. The coding region runs from base 700 to 2100 and encodes 466 amino acids. The transcript has 8 exons.